Messenger RNA from Macadamia integrifolia, 1166 nucleotides. RefSeq names its product protein XRI1-like. Bases 159 to 815 code for a protein of 218 amino acids. NCBI's taxonomy places the organism in Eukaryota, Viridiplantae, Streptophyta, Magnoliopsida, Proteales, Proteaceae. The transcript has 5 exons. Gene Ontology annotation, biological process: male meiotic nuclear division; female meiotic nuclear division. The record is from RefSeq and is a predicted model, not a curated record.
AGGGUCAUAAAUGAUGUCUUCUCUCUCUUCUUCAUACGUAGAACUUUUAAAUACCAUUGGGUUGAGGAAUAAGGAGGGCUCUUCCCACUUUCAUAGACAGUGAUAUACAUGAUAUACACAGCUUGGAACUUUUCAACACAGACAUUUCUUUGGAAGAAAUGGAAUCUACCCUUUCAGUGGACUUGUCAACUGGAACUGGAUACCUUCAAGAUGCCAUAGUUGCAUGGAACAAUCGCUGCAAGAGGAGAAGAAUAUCACCUUUCUGUCAUGAUAAUAUAGAUGAGUUUUCUAAGAAUUGUUGGAACUCGAUGGAUUAUGAAGACCCAUUUGUGAAAUUCGAAAGCUUGAGAGAGAACUAUAGUCCAGUUGCAGAAAGAAACCCUCUGCAGAAUUGGCUAAAUAGCACUGACAAAAGAUGGACGGCUCCACUGGAGAAGAUGCCUGGAGAACAUGAAUACCAAAUAAACCAACUUUUUGCUUCCUCUUUCUCUCACAUGGACUCAACCACCAUGGACCCACAAGAAGAAAAGGACCCCUCAGUAAUUAAGAAAAAUUGUUGUGUGAUAAAGAAAGUGGUGUACCCAUUUGAGAUGGUGAAGCCUGGAAGCAAUGAAGGGGACGUGACACUUAAUGACAUCAAUAAGAGAAUGCUUAUGAGGCCCACUAGGCCCGUUAUGCACCCUGUAGGGGACUUUGCUUGCAGGCCAUGCGUGACAGCCAGUGGGCUGGGACUUUCAGGAAAAGCAGUAGUGGCUUUAACUAGGAUACGUACAAGAGGGAGUGGCACUGUCACCAUUAUCAGGACCAGAGGUUGAGCAGAGAUUGAUUUACUUUGGGGAUGCUUUUACGGUUUAAUAAUGGAAUAUAUCUCCGAUCCAUAACCAAUAUGAUCACUGCUUUCAUGGUCAUUGGGCCGCAGUUUUAGUUCGUUCAGAAUCAUCAUGCUUCUCUCUUCUCUCUCUCUCUUUCUCUCUCUCUCUCAUAUUGUCUUUUACUUUUUCGAAGAGGAUGGGGAAAAAUGGUUGGUGUGGUUAAAGAUACCUUCUACAAUUCUACUUCAGCAAUUGGUUAUAUUCGAGUGUGGAUCAGGUUCUCAUAUGAGAAUUAUUCUUGUACGGUGUGAUCUACAAAAAUGAAAUCCAUUAUAGAGUUUUUCUUUGGGUGAA